ACUCCACUCACUCUCAAGUUCUCAAGUUUACAUUGCGAUUCCUUUUCUAGAGAGAUAAAGUAGAGGGAGAGAGGAGAGAGGAGAGAGGAGAGAGGAGAGAGGAGAGAGGAGAGAGAGAGGUGUUUGAGCGUCUUUCUGCAACUUUCUAAAAUUUCAGCUUUCCAGCUAAGUGUAAAGAUUGGAGGGUGUUCUGUAUGUGGGCGAUGCAGAUAAUAUUUACAGAAAAAUAGUAGAUUGAAGAAUUUUGGAUCAAUGGGUGGGAACAGAUCCGUAGAAAAUUGCCUGAAUUUGAAGAUUUUGGUGGGAUUUAUUUUCGUUUUCGCAAUUCGAUUCUCUUGUGGAGCUACCAAUCCUAAUGAUGUUGCUGCACUACGUAGCUUGUAUGUUGCGUUGGAAUCACCUGUUCUACCGGGAUGGGUUGCUUCUGGUGGAGACCCAUGUGGUGAAGCUUGGCAAGGUGUCCAGUGUGAUGGUGGUACAACCAUAAGUUCAAUAACACUCAAUGGGGCUAAUUUGGGCGGAGAAUUGGGUGACAGCUUAGGAACAUUUUCUUCUAUCAAAUCAAUAGAACUAAGUAACAACCUUAUUGGGGGCAGCAUUCCAUCAGAGCUUCCUGCUACAUUACAGAAUUUUUUUCUUUCAGAUAACAAGUUUACCGGAAGUAUACCUAGUUCUUUAUCAUCUAUUAGUCAACUAUCAGCUCUGUCUCUUAACAACAACGGAUUAACUGGCGAAAUUCCAGAUUCCUUUGAAGGCUUGACCGCUUUGGUUAAUUUGGAUUUGUCUAGCAACAAUUUGAGCGGGCAGUUACCCCCUUCACUUAGAAAUUUGUCAUCACUUACAACACUUCAUUUGCAGAAAAAUCAGCUUUCUGGAGCUCUUGAUGUUUUACAAGAUCUUCCCUUAAGAGAUUUAAAUAUAGAGAACAACCUGUUUUCUGGACCAAUACCAGCAAAGUUGUUGAGCAUACCCACUUUUAGGCAAGCUGGGAAUCCAUUCAACACCAGUAUUGCUCCAUUACCUCCACCAGCUGCCACUGGAACACCACCACCAGUGCCACCAUUUUUCUUGGGACCGAGUUCCGAACAAACGCCACCAACUUCUGGAAGCAGACCUGGAAAUCAGGCCGAUCAUGGAAAACAGGCCGAUGGACCUUCUGCUACAAAGGAAUCAAAUUCUGUAAAGUCAAAAAGGUCUUCAAGGAUAAAAAGGAUAGUUUGGAUAUCCAUUGGAGCAGUGUUGUUGUUCAUAGUAUUGGUAUUAGCAAUCAUGCUUUUUGUGCCAAGAUGUCUCGAAAAAAUGCAAGAAACUUACAGAACAGCAAAGCGCCAUGAGAUAGCUCCAUUUACAAGCACCCGAGAGAAUCAUAGAGAUGGUGGUUCCUCGGUCCAACCUAGCAAUGGCAAAGAGAAAGCUCCGAUGGUGGCAGUUUUGAGGCCAAAUGAAGAGAAUCAACAAAGAGAAGUGGGUUCGGUUCCCAAACCAUGGAGUGAGCAUGGGGUGAAUAACAAAAAGAUGAGUGGAGCACCUAAGCCAAAUCAUCAUGAGAUAGACAUGAGUAGAUUUGAAACAGAAUUAAUGCUGCCGCCGCCGCCACCUCCUCCUCCACCACCGCCACCACCUCCUUCACGGCCUCCACCACCAUUUCAACUACCAGAGAAAGUUACUGUAAAGCCAAUUGCAGCAGCUGAAGCAACUGCAACGAAAUCUUUGACUAGACAUCUUCCUGCAACCUCUGUGAAGGCUUACACAAUUGCAUCUCUUCAGCAAUACACCAAUAGCUUUUCAGAAGAAAAUCUUAUUGGGGGAGGAAUGCUUGGUAAUGUGUACAGGGCACAGCUUCCUCAUGGAAAGUUGCUCGCUGUCAAGAAAUUGGACAAAAAAGUUGCCAACCAGCAGAAGGAUGAUCAGUUUCUCGAUAUGGUUAACUGUCUUGAUAAAAUUCGCCAUGCUAAUGUGGUUGAACUCAUGGGCUACUGUGCAGAGCAUGAUCAAAGGCUUCUCAUCUAUGAGUAUUGCAGUAACGGAACAUUGCUGGAUGCUCUGAAUUCGGACGAUGAAUUUAAGAAGAGUUUAUCUUGGAAUACCCGCAUCAGAAUGGCUCUUGGAGCUGCAAGGGCUUUAGAGUAUCUGCAUGAGGUCUGUGAACCACCUAUUAUCCAUAGGAAUUUCAAGUCCGCCAAUGUUCUCCUUGAUGAUGAACUUGCUACUCGUGUCUCCGAUUGUGGUUUGGCUCCUCUAAUAGCACCAGGAGCUUUAAGUCAGUUGUCAGGACUUCUCACAAUAUAUGGUUAUGGUGCUCCUGAAUUUGAGUCGGGAAUAUAUACUUCGAAGAGUGAUGUUUACAGUUUUGGCGUGGUGAUGUUGGAACUCUUAACAGGCAGAAUGUCAUAUGACAGGACACGGAUUCGAGGGGAACAAUUUUUGGUCAGAUGGGCGGUCCCUCAGCUUCAUGACAUUGACUCUUUGUCGAGGAUGGUUGAUCCUGCUCUCGAGGGAAAAUAUCCUGUUAAAUCCGUGUCACACUUUGCUGACAUUAUAUCCCGAUGUGUUCAGACGGAGCCAGAAUUCAGGCCGUUGAUGUCUGAAGUCGUGCAGGACCUUAUCCAAAUGAUUCGAAGGGAAUCUCCGAAUAGAUCAGGAGAAUAAUUUUGGCUCCAUCAAUAUAUAAAAACAGAUCAUUAGAAACUAAGAAUCAGCUCUCAAAUUCCUGCACCAGCUUCAGAUUACACUGAACCAAAAAAGCAAGCUGCGAAUUGAUGCCUCGACUCUAACAUAACUUGAAGUUCUCGUGUGAAGACUGCUCUCAAGAACAGAUUUUACAGUAGCCAAUUCACAAAGAUUCUUGAUCGUCUUGUCAAUUAAUCGUAGUCCUAAUGUUCAUUACAAAGUUAUUUGAUAAUUAUUGAUGCUUAUUACUGAAACCAGUGUGAAAGUAGAUGUAAUAACCAGAACCACACUACCUAUGUAUUGAUUUUAUUUACACACGCCCAUUUCAAUUUGCAAGAAGUAGAUGGAGAUCUGAGAUCCAACUUAAUUAAUUUCGAUUAUGCGUGCGUAUAAACUCUAUAUAUAAUAUAUUUUGCUGGGAAUUUUACUGUUA
Molecule: messenger RNA, 3103 nt
Organism: Olea europaea var. sylvestris
Lineage: Eukaryota; Viridiplantae; Streptophyta; Magnoliopsida; Lamiales; Oleaceae
Product: protein STRUBBELIG-RECEPTOR FAMILY 3-like
Exons: 17
Coding region: 253-2649 (798 amino acids)
Biological process (GO): protein phosphorylation
Molecular function (GO): ATP binding; protein kinase activity; protein binding
Source: RefSeq, a predicted model, not a curated record